GGCGGUGGCACUGUCACCGGAUCAAGAGUUGGCGACAAAGGCGUUUCUAGACGCGCUAAGCGAGUCGGGCGCGGGGUGCGUGUCUCGCGCGACUGCGCUCAAGUUUCUAUUGGCUCGCAAGUUUGACGUCGCCCGCGCGCACACGCUAUGGCGGCAACACGACGCGACGCGACGCCGCGAGGGACUCGUCAAGUUCGAGCCCUUCGAGGACCCACUCAAGUCGGAGCUUGAGACGGGGAAGUUUACCAUAUUGCCCAGUCGAGAUGCCACAGGAGCGGCCAUCGCGGUGUUCACAGCCAACAAACAUUUCCCCACUCAAACCACGCAUCAGACUACGUUACAGGGUGUGGUGUACCAGCUGGACGUGGCGCUUCAGUCCGUGGAGACGCAGCGCGCAGGCCUGGUCUUCAUCUACGACAUGACCGACUCCAAGUACACCAACUUCGACUACGACCUCUCGCAGAAGAUACUCACCAUGCUCAAGGGCGGCUACCCGGCAAAGUUAAAGAAGGUGUUGAUAGUAACGGCGCCGCUGUGGUUCAAAGCGCCCUUUCGCAUUCUCCGGCUGUUUGUGAGGGAGAAGUUACGAGAGCGCGUGCACACCGUGAGCGCACCGCAGCUGGGCUUGCACGUGCCGAGAGCCAGCCUGCCGAAACAACUCGGUGGACAGUUGGAGCCGGACCACGCAGCCUGGUUGGAACACUGCAGAAAUUGUUACACGAACAAUCUUCAAACUUCAAAAUUGGGUGAAGUCAUAGACGACUAUGUCAUAAGCAACCACAUACCACCGAUAAAACCACAAAAUGGUAUGAUAGACCAGUCGGUGACGCGGGACAUGACAAGCGACCGGGUGACGCGGCAUAAGGACGCUGACGACAUCAUGCACAUAUCCGGGGAGCUGCCUUACACCUGCGACCCCAGCCCGCUGCGACAUACACACGGCUACAAUGGAGACGUGAAAGGCAAUCAUGUACAUUCGGGUGACGAAGAUGAAAUAGAUUUAAUAAGUCGCGGCGGUCGCGGUGCCUGGUCGUCGGGCGAGGUGUCCCCCGGGCUGUCGGACGAGGAGGGCGGCGGCGGCGGCCCGGGCGAGACCCCGGCCGCCCUGCUGGCCCGCCUCCAGCGACUGGGGCGCCGCGGACUGGUCGACGAGUACGAGAUGAUCCGCGCGCGGCCGCCGCACGGGACCUUCCACCACGCCAAACUGGCCACCAACCUCUCCAAGAACCGGUACACGGACGUGCUGUGUUACGACCACUCGCGCGUCGUGCUCUCGCAGACGGAUCCCGACGACCCCACCACAGACUACAUCAACGCCAAUUACGUCGAUGGCUACAAACAGAAGAACGCAUUUAUAUGUACCCAGGGUCCGCUUCCGAAAACGUUUGGCGAUUUCUGGCGCAUGGUGUGGGAGCAGGGCAGCGUGGUGGUGGUGAUGACGACACGGACAGUGGAGCGAGGCCGGGUCAAGUGUGGGCAGUACUGGCCGGCGGAGGGCGUCACCGACACGCACGGGGCCUUCGCCGUCACCACCGACCACGUGCAGCACGCCGACGACUACAGCGUGGCGCAGCUGCGGCUGACGGACCUGCGGUCGCAGCAGGCCCGGCGCGUGCUGCACGCCCAGUACUCUCGCUGGCCCGACUACGGCGUGCCGGGCGGCGGCCGCGCGGCGCCCGUGCUGCGGUUCCUGUCGCUCGUGCGGCGCGCGCAGGAGACCGCCACCGCGCAAUUGGGUGAUGCUUGGGCUGGCCACAGUAGAGGACCUCCUAUUGUAGUACAUUGUUCUGCUGGGAUAGGACGAACUGGCACGUUCCUCACACUGGACACGUGCACGCAGCGGCUGGCGGCGGAGGGCGUGGCCGACGUGCGCGGGACCGUCGAGCACAUCCGCUCACAGCGGGCGCACUCCAUACAGAUGCCGGAGCAGUACGUGUUCUGUCAUCUGGCGCUGCUGGAGUACGCGGUGAUGCAAGGAUACCUAGAGAAUGUUGAUCUCUCAGGAUUCGAGGAUGACAACGAGGAGGAGUCGGAAUGAAGACUGUCGCGUCACGCCUGCGUGCUGCUCUGAAGGAAGGACACACAAACAAAUAUAUGCAUAUUCAUGUGUACAGUAUUUAGCCACUGAUGUACAUAUUCGAUACCUAUAUCUGAAAAUGUGCUGAACUUGGAAAUUGAUCAUAUUCAGAAAUGGAAUAUAUUCGUAUUCAAAUUCUGGUAAAAAUACUUAUGCGUCAGGAUAAUGGGCUCACAAAACUUCCAAACUAAACCUACAGAUGAACCCGUCCGUCCAUUCAUAUAUGCUUGAAAUUACAGCAUAAAUAAUAAAACAUGAUGGCUACUGAAAAGAAAUGAAAUGCUGUAUACUAUUGAAAAAAUUGUGUUUUAGAAAGCAAAGAUUGUGUUGUGAUGAAAUAUGAAUUGUUUUUGUGUGUGAUCAGUGGUGGCAGCGAUAGACCAAAGAUCGGAGACAGUGUGAAUAAUGUUGUUAGUAAAAGCACAACAGACUGUGUAAUGUAUCUUACCUUCCACAUAUUACAAUCACAGAGAGAUCAUUUGGAUAUAUAUAGUAUUAUAGUACAAAGGAUUUAACUUAUCAGUUACUUUUUGCUGUAAAUACUUGUGCUGUCUUAUUAAUAAACGCAAAGUAAAGUUAUUCCAAGUUUAAGACUUUUUCUUUAUCUUACCUUUGUCACUACAGAAUUACAUGACAUGGAAAAUUAAUUUUAAACUUGAAAUACCUUUUCAUUCUGUUUAUUGAUAAGACAGUUUAAGAUUGAGGCUGUAUAUGUUUAAAAUUAAAAUUUUUGUGUGUCACACUAACUAUUACAUACAAUUGCUUCUGAAGUGAAGUGAAUUUAUUAGUUUCAUUUUUAUAUAUAAACUAGGUAUUCGUAGUAUACAUAUAGAUGUGGAUACUGUCCUUGUAGUAUGUGGCAAGGACUGAUUGAGGAUUGGUAUGGAGAAACGACAGAAAUAUGAUGUUUUAUACACUAUAACUAUUGUAAGGUAAACACUGUCCACAUGUAUUAUCGUGUUGUCAAACACGUACAGAAUAUAGAAAUUUAAGAGUACAUUAUCUGAAUUUACUGUAAACAUUAAACGUUCCUGCUGUCUCUGUAAUAACUGGGAGAUGAUUGUUGAGUGUCAAAAGCUGGCUUCCAAAGAGAAGUGGUCGAGAAUAAUUGGCACAAAUGACUUAUUGUCACUGUAAGAUUUGCAAGAACUUAAUAAUAAAAUACGUACAAAACAGUUCAUGCAUAAACGAUUGUUACGAAUUAUUGUUUAAUACAAUAAUUAUUCUCACUGACUUAUCUUUGAAUUUGAGCACUUGAGUCUCAAAAAUCACACUUGUAUUUAAAUUCUGUAUAAUUUUCUUAUCUGUAUGUAUUUUCUUUAAAUAGUCCAUUUAUUUGUAGUGGUUAAAUAACCUCCAAAUUUCAUGAUAAGUUUAUUUAUAUUUGUGUAAGAAGUAUGGCUGUGUAAUAAUUCUUCUAUAAUUGUGUUGUAUCCCCUAUUUAUUGAUGUUGUUAUCGUAAAUAUAUUUAUGGGUUUGGUGAUGAUUUGUUUGUAUUAAUUAUUAAUUGAUCACAAACUUGUCAACUUAGAAUGUGUUUGUAAAUACAACUCAAUAUCCAAACAUACUUAAUUAUAAUCACUGAUAGACUGAGUAUUUAUUAAUUUGAUCUGUGAACAUAGACACCAAUUAGCUUUUUUAUGCAUGUCUCAUUUAAUAUAGAAGGAAUCUGGCCAUUUCUCCAUGUUCUAGCAGAGCUGCUUUGUAAAAUAUCCACAAACCAAUAACAGAAUACUAAAAAAUACUUGUGACACCCACACUCAUAUAAUAAAAAUACAUAUUGGAAGACCCAAUGAUGUAUAGUCUAAUGUUUUUUAAACUUAUUUUUUUCUUUUUAUAAUUGCUUGCAUGGUUAUAGUUUGUGCUAGUAUGGAGUUAUGGGUAGAAUCUAAAAAAAAUCUUGUGUAUAAAUUAUAUGAGCUAUAAUAUAAAUAGAACAGUGCAGAGUAUUUGUAGAACACAAAGAGUAAAUUUAUUUUUCAAAUAAAGAAUGUAAGCGACAUAUCUAUGAUCAUAAAUAAACAUUUGUAUGGCCGUCCCACAAGACAAGCUAAAUACAUAUCUUGUAGACGCAAACUAAAUUAUUCUUAAAAGUAGAGGAGUUUAUUUUUUCAUCAAACCAAUGUUCGAUCUUUUAUAUUUUGUAAUUAUCACAAAUGUCGCAACAUGUAUGGAUCUAACAAAUGAGAAUAUAGUUACUCUUUUUGUUAUUUGAGCCCUUUUUACUUAUGAAUUUAACUAGAACAUUGAAGCUGAGUUUGGAUAGUACUUUUAUAUUUAUGAAAAUUACUUGGUAUUUAAUACAGUGUAACAAAACAAUUGGCUUGAAACUUAAACAAUUUUUAAAGGUAAUUGCGGAAUAUUUCUCAAAGACUAUCUUCUUAAUUAAUGGGAGUAAUACUGAUAACAUAAAAUGAAUCAAAUUUAUCCGUCAACUAUAAUGCAUGAAAAGAAUGCAAUAAACUAGUUUAUACUUUAUUGUAUUAAUUUAACAAAAUUUAAUCAAGGCAUUGAUAAAGUAUUGUUUGUCGCUUAGAUAAUAUUUUAUAUAUCUAGAUAGUCUCUUGCUGUGAGACAACCGAAAAGACAGGCCAGGAACAUUAGUUUUGUAUGCGUGAUAAGCUAUGUUUUACACUCGCGAUUUGUAUGAUACUUGGUAUUCGUGAGCAUACAUUGCUCAAAAUAGAGGUUAGUUCUAAAGUCAGUUUUUUUUCGACGUUUUCACAGCUGUCAUAGUCUAUCUAGAUGUAUAAAUGAUCUAAGGUUUGAUGUUUACACUAACAUACAUACAACAUAAAAGUAUUAAUUUGAGCUUGUUUAAUACUUACCAAAACAAAGGUAAGGUUUCAUCAAAUUGUAUUAUUGAAAAGUAUUUUUACAUUAUGCAACUGAAAAACAACAUAAUAUUAUUAAACUCUUGAAUGAAUUAUUAUACAUAAAUUGAAGAAAAAGAACUUGUAAAAUAAAAUACCUUGGUGUAAAUGAGAGGAUAAUGGUUUUACUUUGACAUCAUUAUGUAUUAUUAUAGUUUAUGAUACGAUAUUUUUGUCAUUUAUGUAAUUGAAAUGUGUUUUAUUGAAAUUGUUUAAUAGUAAGUAAAAUUGUUAAAACUGAAUAUGCCUGUUGAUUCUUGUAAAUGUAAAUAUUCUAUUCAUUUCAUUUAAGAUCUAAAUUAAACUACAUUGUGAAAUAUGUGUGAAAUAAAUAAAAUACUUGUAAUAUAUGGA
Molecule: messenger RNA, 5304 nt
Organism: Leptidea sinapis
Lineage: Eukaryota; Metazoa; Arthropoda; Insecta; Lepidoptera; Pieridae
Gene: Ptpmeg2
Product: tyrosine-protein phosphatase non-receptor type 9-like
Exons: 15
Coding region: 419-2038 (539 amino acids)
Biological process (GO): protein dephosphorylation
Molecular function (GO): protein tyrosine phosphatase activity
Source: RefSeq, a predicted model, not a curated record